AUGCAUCUAUAUUUCCUACUUCAGACUGGCGCCAAUUUAUCCCGUCUUCGGUCUCCACGAGUUUGGGAGCCCAAGUCUCUCCAGAAUAAUGAGGUAACCAGCCCACCACCCUAUACACCUCCGCCAAUGCUGAGUCCAAACCGCAGAGGUCCUGGCCUCUUCUAUUCCCUCACAAAGUCAAGUCAUACAGCCUUCUCACUAUCAGCGUCAGGGAAGGCAGCAAGUUCUGUCGUAGCUGCUACCCUCGACUCCGUCACCGACUCAGUAACCGAUUCAAGAAUUUAUGCCAACGACUACAGAAAUUCAGUACACAAGCAUCCGGAAAGGACAGAUCGACAAUGGCAAAUUAUUUCUUUCGAGGAAAGCGAGGUCUUGACAACAGGAAAAGAACCAAAGGCCGUUGGUGGUUGUAUCAAACCUCGGUUUACCUCUACCAAGAUUUCAAAUGGACUGAAUCGAAUAUUUAGCCUGGAUGGGCCAUUUGAUGAGGCACGUCUGGCCAGGUCGAGCCUCAGGCCAGAAGUCGUUAGUUAA
Molecule: messenger RNA, 534 nt
Organism: Protopolystoma xenopodis
Lineage: Eukaryota; Metazoa; Platyhelminthes; Monogenea; Polystomatidea; Polystomatidae
Source: the annotation of a GenBank genome assembly